GGUGUGAAUGGAAAACAGCCGACACGGUUUGUGAUUUAUAAGGUAUAGUCUGACACUGCAGAAGAUCACAGACUAGCUGUAGAUCAGACACUACGCACAUGACGUACUAGUUCUUGAUAGCACUGAUAGUGAAAAUGCAUAACAUUUCCAUUAAUGAGGAAUUUAUAACACACCUAACAUUUGUUUCAUACGAAACAUUUAAAAGAACAGUCAAUGUUUUUUUGAAUAUGAUUAGGAGGUAGUAUACAAGUAUACGCCCACUUCUUGCAUGCAAUCUUGUGAGGAACGAGGAAGCAGUUUGUUGUUUCAGAAUCAUGUCCCCAGGGUUUGGCUUGCUAUCUUUUCAAUCGAGCAGACCAGGGAAAGCUAAUCGCGAAAAACCAACCAUUUAAACCAGUUUAGGGAAUUUUUAUUUGAUGUAAUCAUAUAAUGUUUAUAUUUAGUCUAUUGUUAUAUUUAGCCUAUAGUUGUACAUAAACGUAGGGUUAGACUUGAUUUAAGGUGAAGUUGAGAUCACUUCCAUACAAAUACUGAACUAAAUUUCCAUUUCUUUAUUCGUUUCAGGGUUAACGAGUUAAAUUUGCGUGUAUGCGCUUUCAAAAAACACUGAAAUAAAUACAUUGGAAGAACCAGACGCGGAUGUUGCUAAACACUGACCUCUGGUGGUUAAGAUGGUCACGUUUUAAUAAGCAGGAAAAGGAAUUUGCCGAAAUAAGCCAUAAAAAUGAUUAAAUAAUAUUCAGCAUUUUUAACAGAUAGGUAACAUAAAAGCAUACAUAAAAACAUAUUUAAACUUUCAUACGUUUCUGAAAUACUCCCGUGUUGUGUUGUCGUGGUGGUUGCCAUGACAAAUGAACACAUGAAGCUACGACUGGAGAUGGAGGCAACAGACUAUUGCUGCAGUUUCUAUUAAAUAACAGACGAAUCGCAUCAUCCAACAAUGUCAACCACUGUAUGCAGUCCACCCACCUUCCCUUUAGUGGAUAAACUCAACGAGGAUGAAGCAGAAAGAGAAAUUCUGCUUUGCAAACCAACAUGUUUCAUCAUCAUUGGAAAACCAGGUGUUGGCAAAUCUACUCUCGCUCGGAAAUUAGCAAUGACUUGGAAUUGUAUCCUCAUUGAUGAUACAGAUAUUCUCAAAAACCAUAUCAGGGAUAAAACAGAACAAGGUAUAGAGCUCUUAAAGAUUCUGGCUGAAGGAAGAGCCGCUCCAGAGGAGAUGAUGGUGAAGUUAAUUGUUGACCGGCUUGAGUCACCUGAUAUAGAACAUUACGGUUAUGUCCUGGCCUGUUUACCAUCUAUCUCAGAGGAAUACAUGAAGAUACGGGAGCAAAUAGACCUGAUCAAAAACCUCAAAACCCCUCCAGACUUCAUCAUUAACAUUAAGUGUGCAGACAAAGACCUGAUCCAGAGGCUGUCAGGUGAGCGUCAGCAUCCUGAGACAGGUCGUGUGUUCCAGACUGAGAAGCUGAAUGCUUUAAAGAAAGAAACUCUGAGGAAAAGCACCAACAUAGAGGAAGACGAAGAACCAGAAGAUCUGGAUGAAGAGAUGGAAGAGAUGGAGCUAGAUAAAGACUUGAUCACACAGCUUGUGAGAGUGAAAGAAAAUGAUCCAGAGAACGUCAACAGCAGAAUCAGGCUCUAUAAGAACAUCAUCCUCAGGCCUCUAGAGGAUUACAUGGCAGAGCAUAAUCCCCCAUACUUAAUUGAACUGGAUGGAAACAAGGACCCAGAGGAGAUCUUUAAGUCAGUGAUGUAUCGUUUGGAGUCCAUGGCUGUGAGAUGUCCAGCCGUGCCUGUGCGUUUGAUGACGAUGGAGGAAACCGAGCUAGCCUUUCAGAUGGAAAUGGAGGAGCUUUUAAGAACCUUGUCCUCUGGUAAGAUUGUCGCACCAGGCUUUAACUGGCGUAUGAGUCGAUGGUCCUCCACCUGUCCCGUGGCUCUAAAAGAAGGCAGGGUCAUGAAGGGCAGACCUGAGUUCUCCGUUAGCUUCAUGGAUAAGAUCUACAUCUUGUCGUCUCAGGAUGCUCUGCAGAAGUUCACGACAAACCCUCGACUGUACCUCCUGCGUCCCAUGCCCCAUCUGCCAUGCAGGGUGUCUGUGAUCGGGCCGCCUUGUUCAGGAAAGAGCACAAUGUCUGCUCUGCUAGCAAAGCAUUAUGGGGCUGUGCUGGUGGAUGUAGAGGCAUUGAUGGAACGAACCCUGGCUAUGUUCAGACGUGAUAUGCUGGAUAAAGCACGUCACAAUGCUACACUCACAGCCAUGGACCAGGUCAGAGCAAGGAUGGAGAUUGAGGCUACACUUAUAUCAGUAAAAACCGAUGAGGGCGAGUCUGAUGAAACAUACUCAGAUAUAGACCCAGUUGGUGAAGAGAGUGAGAAAGGAAUAGAGGUGACAAAAGAUCACCCAGAUAUUCAAGCUCUUGUGGAAGAAGCCAUGAAGGAGGCAGAACAAUCUCUAACCUCAGCUCCACCAGAGCUUUAUUUGGAGGCCCUGGAAAAGCUCUUUAGAGAGAUUGAGACUGAAAAUGAGGAUCCUGAACAUGAAAGGGGUUGGAUACUGGACAAUUCUGCCGGAUCACAGCUGAUCACCAUUGAGGAGAUACAUGGUGCUAUAGCACCUGAAGUCAUAUUCUGUCUUAAAGACAAUCAUGAGGAAGGAAUAACAAUCCUAACCAGGAUGUACGUGCAGAACAAAGAUGAGGUUGAUCGGGCUGUGCUGACUCGUCUACAAGAAGAACGUAAACUGCAGAAACCACAAGACACUCAUGAGACACAGAUACACAUUGAGGACACAAAGGAAGUUUCACAGCCCGCCGACACUCAGUCCAAACUCAAGACUGUACCUGAGGAGUUAGAUGAGACUUCUGAUAAGUCUAAUGAUAAAGGCCAAACUUCAGUUACAUUACAUUAUGACAAUGUGGUGCUGCCAAUGGUGUGGGAAAAGGGUUUUCCUGAAGGUCCAGAGAUGGAUGCCUUUAGAUUGCAAGUUAAGCAGUUUUUGAAGGAUUGGGAAAACAUGGAACAUACCCUCACCUGCAACUAUGCAGUACUGGAUAUCACUAACAAAACCUCUCAGAACAUCCUCCAAGAGAUGAUUCAUCAUAUGAAGAAGCCAUUUAAACACACAGCCAUGAAGAUGUCUAGUGUAGAGCUAGAAGAUGAAGAAGACAAUAUAAAUGCAUUGGCAGAGGCUGAGAAACCAGACUGUGUUGAGGAAGGGGAAGAAGAUGAAUCUGAGGUGGAGCUCACCUUAAAGAGGCAGUUGGGUGACACUAAGCAUUUUUGUCCAGUGGUGUUGAAAGAGAGGGGCACCCUAUGCCCUUGUCUAGACGAACAUGCUGCCAAAUACAGAGAGAAAGUCUAUUAUUUCUCCAGCACAGAGGCACAAGACAAGUUCAUACAGAACCCAGAACUCUACAGAUCAAACACAGAGCUACCAAAGCCACCUGCCCUGCGGGUCUUCAUGCUAGGAGUAAGGGGCUCGGGUAAGACCACCCAUGGGAAAUGGCUUGCAAAGCAGCUGGGUGUCUUCCACAUCCAAUUCAGAGAGCGGCUACAGGAGCUUAUCCUACGAAAGACCAAGAAACGCAUGUCACACACGGAUGAUUCUGAACCCCCUGAUGAACCUCCAGAGGAGCUUAAGACCCUGCUGGAGGCUCAGAGCACAGUAUCACCUCCUGACCUGGAAGACAAGCCUGGACAUGAUGAGAUCGCAUCUGAUGAGGCUGACAUAAAUGAAGAUCCAGUUUUGACCCAUGAUGAAGAGGCCAUAAAAGCAUACCUGCAGGAUGGAGAUCCUCUCCCACCAGAGAUACUGGAAAUGGUUUUAUUACAGUGGUGGGAUCAAGAACCCUACAAAUCCACAGGGUUUAUUUUGGAGGGAUUUCCUCAAAACCAUGAGGAGGUGUCCUUCAUGGUGGAGCGUCACUUGUUUCCAGACGUGGUGGCAGUGAUGUCAGUAGAGGUGGCUGAAGUGGUGCGGCGUCUUCUGCCUCCACGGCUCAUGCGUUGGAGGGAGAGGCGAGACCGCAGACGAGAACAGCUGCGUUUGGUCGCAAAGCUACAGCGAGAGCUGAGGGAGAAGGGCAUCACCAUGAGAAGAGCAGAGCUUAUGGCUGAGCGAUCUCUUAAAGAUCCCAGCUCAAGACUCCUAAAGCAUCCAAAAGAUGGGGAGGAUGAGGAGGGUCAAGGAGAAACAGAGGAGAUGAACGAAGAGGAGAUGGAAUGGGAGGAGAUUGAAGCCAUGCUGCUGGAGGAGUUUCCUCCUGAGGAAGAAGAGGCAGAAAAAGAGGAAACAGAGGAUAAUGCAAAAGAGAGGCUAGAGAUGGAGAUCAGUCAGAGGUUUGAGAAGGAUGACAACAACCUCACCAGUAUGAUGGAGUUUCUCACAGAGAACCAAAUCCCUCGCCUGGAUAUAAACACAGGCCGCUUGCCUCGGAUUGUAAGGUACCAGCUCCUACAGGCAGUCAAACCUCUGGUGGUGAACAGAGACUCUCUAUUUCUGAAAUGCCAGCCAAUCAGCUACAGUCUUGCUAGAAAACUACUGAACUGUUCCUAUAAAUAUCCCAGUGGCUUCGGGUGCUGGGAUCCUGUUAGGUACGCAGAAGGAGAUUUUAUCCAGCCUCCCCAGGGCUCUUCCAACACAUUCCCCAUCAUCCUGCAUCAGUUCAUCUACUUCUUUGCCUCCAAGGAGACGCGGAACACUUUCAUUCUCAAUCCAAUCAAAUACCUCCGUCAACCAAAACCCAGUCCUUUCCUGCCAAUCAGACUGGCCAUCACUGGCUCAUCCAAAGCAGGCAAAACCACAGUGGCACGGAUGUUUGAAAGUAAGUUUGGUGUAGCUCGGCUGUCCAUUGGGGAUGCGAUACGUACAGUGCUCAAAAACCAUGGCAGAACUGAUCUGAGUCAUCAAGUGCUGAAGCAUUUGAACCAGGGCCUGACCGUACCUGAUGAACUAGCCAUCAAGUGCCUUGAAGUGGCUUUGAUGAGCCCAGUCUGCAGCACUCGUGGAUUUGUGUUGGACGGCUUCCCUGUGACCAAGCAUCAGGCUGAACUGAUGGAGUCCUGCAGCAUUAUUCCUAUGCUAGUGACUGAACUCCAGGUAGACACAGCAGAAGUGCUGAGAAGAGGCCUGAAAGACAGGGAGAAAAAGAACAGGUCUUACCCAACACUCGACAGCCCACAGAUCCUAAACGUUCGCAACUCUUGCUUCAUGCGGGAAGCUGAGGCGGUCAGGCUUCAUCUCCAGCAGAAGUAUCACAACUGGAUUCCCAUUGAUGCUCGCAAGAGCAAGUGGUGGGUGUGGGAGAAAGUUUUAGAUGAGGUUGGAAUUAGCAUGGCAAACAUUAGUGCUUACCUGGAACGGAUUCACAAAGGCCAGGCAGCCAGUAUACACAGACUAUGCAUUACCCCACAAGAGCUGCAGUCUAGGCUGGGAGAGUUUGGGAAGCACUGCCCCGUUAGCUUGGCUCUCCAUCGCCAUCUGGUGGAUUGUUCCCAUAAUACCUCCCUGGAAUUAGCUGCAGAAUUCAGGGGCCGCUUCUACAAAAUGGCCACCAGAGAGUUUCUAGAGAAAUUUUUAGAGUCACCAGAGAAGUUUGUGCCUCCUGGCUGCCCCCACCCACUGCCCUCUCCUACACUGCUUCCCCAAAAACUGAGUGCUGGUCAGGUGAAGAGCCGAUUUCCUCAGCAAGUGGAGAUGAAGGGUUUUUGCCCUGUCACUUAUCUGGAUGGUCAACAGAGAUAUGAAGCUUUGGUACGUGGACAUUUGGAGUACGCUGUUGAAUAUAGAAAUAGGAUCUAUAUCUUUGAGAAUGAAAAGAAAGAGGAGCAGUUCCUCCGCUCACCUCAGAUUUACUGGGAUCUAAAACUUCCACAUAAACUACCUCCUUUGGAAGAUCCAGUCUCACUAACAUCUUUACCGAUCCAGGGCUAUUUGGAACAAAGUGUUGCCUUGUCUGUCAUCAAAGCCAUGACUGCAGUAGGAAAACUCAAGCCAAAGUUUCCUUUCCUCAGUGUGAAGAGAUCUGCUAUUUUGCAUCUGGCUUUUCUCCUGAAAGCAUUUAACAGCACGAACCCUGAUUAUAUUCGGGAAAAGUACAAAAGGAAACUUCAAGAGUUUGAGGCAGGUUGUGAGCUGCUUUCAUACCUGAGUUCCACUCUGAGCAAGUACAGAUCUCCUCAUUGCGUACCUCCAGAUGUAUCACAGAAGCUGGACAAGUUUCUGGCCAUGGAAAAGUCUAUUCAAACAGCCUCAGGCCUCAUACAGCUUGGGGCAUUUGGACAACAUGAAGUAGCCUUAUAAAAAUCUUUCUUUGAAUUUGAAGAUUUUGGCUGAUGUUAAAUCAGUAAGAUUUGCACUCAAACGUUUUGAGUAAACAUAAAAAAUAUUGUAUUCUGUUCAAUAAAUAAAAGGAAUGCAUGACCUUAAUAAAUAUAAUAAAUAUGCUUUAUCUUA
This is a messenger RNA of Triplophysa dalaica, 6460 nucleotides long. RefSeq names its product adenylate kinase 9 (gene ak9). Gene Ontology annotation, cellular component: cytoplasm; mitochondrion. Lineage: Eukaryota; Metazoa; Chordata; Actinopteri; Cypriniformes; Nemacheilidae. Gene Ontology annotation, biological process: nucleobase-containing compound metabolic process. The record is from RefSeq and is a predicted model, not a curated record. Gene Ontology annotation, molecular function: ATP binding; AMP kinase activity.